AUGAAACCAUCUAUGCGCUCUCGUCAGGCGCGGGAAGGGCAGGCAUUGCUAUAUGCUGGUGUGAGGACCCUUUUCGAACCCGGCACAGCCGGCGCAUCCUCAGAAAACAUCGUAGACUCAGAUGCUCUAGUGUUGUACUUCCCGGCUCCCAAAACCGUGACAGGCGAGGACGUCCUCGAACUCCACAUCCACGGAGGCGCAGCAACCGUAAAGGCUGUGCUGGCCGCAAUCGCAAAAUGUCCAUCAUCAAGCAAGAUCCGCUAUGCCGAGCCCGGCGAGUUCACCAGACGCGCCUUUCUCAACGGCCGUCUUGACCUGGCUCAGGUCGAGUCUCUUGGAGACACUCUUGCUGCCGAGACGGAACAUCAACGGCGCGCCGCUGUCAGGGGGACGUCGGGCAUUCUUGGCAAGACCUAUGACAGCUGGAGGGAGCAACUUCUUCUCGCGCGUGGCGAGAUCGAAGCGCUCAUCGAUUUCUCGGAGGACCAACAUUUCGACGAGUCGCCGACUGAGCUGCUCAGUAAUGUCACAAGGAUGGUGGAGGAGAUGCUGCGUUCUAUCAAGAUGCACAAGCUGGCCAGUCAGCGAAGCGAGCUGCUUCGGAAUGGUAUCCGGAUUGCCCUGUUGGGCCCUCCAAAUGCUGGAAAGAGCUCUUUGAUGAAUCAGAUAGUUGGCCGAGAGGCCUCGAUUGUAUCAUCCGAGGCAGGGACUACUCGAGAUAUUGUCGAGGCGAGUCUUGAUAUUCGGGGCUAUCUUUGCUCCUUUGCGGAUACUGCCGGCAUUCGGACGAAGGAUUCCGAGUCUGUUAACGAUUCUGAUACAUCUCCCAUCGGGGCUAUUGAGGAAGAAGGUAUCAGAAGAGCACGGCAGAAGGCGUUGGAUUCGGACAUCAUUGUUGUUUUGGCUUCUGUUGAACCAGCGAAGUCCGGUGGCCACCGGAUCAGCUAUGAUGUUGAGACACUUAGGCUAGCUGCUCAGGCAGAGCAGUGUAUGGUUGUCAUUAACAAGAGUGAUGUUGUAGACCCAGACACGCUUAACAGCCUAGUUGAAGAGUUCAAGGCUACGGCCUUGACUAGUGUGGAGGGCCUGCGCGGCAAGGAGGUGCUCACAAUAUCCUGCAAGGCUGCAGCCUCACAAGCCCCGGGUUCAACAGACCCUGGGAACAUACAUGGACUCACGGAGAAGCUUGCGCAGUCAUUCUCUGCUUUAACCUCAGUCCCGGACGGCAUGCAGCAUCUCCUUGGGGUUACAGCAAGACAAAAUCAGCUGCUGUCAGAAUGUGAACAACACCUCCUUGACUUCAUGAUGGAAGCACAGCAUCCAGAGAUGGAAGGAGAACCGGAUGUCGUUCUGGCCGCAGAGCAUCUGCGACUGGCUGCACUCAGACUUGCGGCUAUCACUGGUCGUGGUGAAUCUGGGGAUGUGGAGGAAGUCCUUGGCGUGAUCUUUGAGAAAUUUUGCGUUGGAAAAUGA
Molecule: messenger RNA, 1473 nt
Organism: Thermochaetoides thermophila DSM 1495
Lineage: Eukaryota; Fungi; Ascomycota; Sordariomycetes; Sordariales; Chaetomiaceae
Product: mitochondrial GTPase mss1-like protein
Exons: 3
Coding region: 1-1473 (490 amino acids)
Biological process (GO): tRNA methylation; tRNA wobble uridine modification
Cellular component (GO): cytoplasm; mitochondrion
Molecular function (GO): protein binding; GTPase activity; GTP binding
Source: RefSeq, a predicted model, not a curated record